AAUAAAGAUAUAAAUUGAAAGUACAGUUAAUGACCUCUUAUCCGAUAGUAGUUUCAUUUCAUAAACAAUAAUCAUAUUCCGAGUAUACGGUGCAUUAGGAAAAUGUAUAAAUAUACUCCUAUCUUAUCUUAUAUUCUUUGGCUAUAGAAAAAUCAGUUUAAAGUGUCAAAUGCAGGUCAUUCACUUCCUAAACAUUGAAAAGGACGUACGUGAAUACUCUUUAAACAAUAUUAUUUCAAAAAAUAACGUAUUAAAUGGAUACAACUGCUAACGAAGCCGCUCAAGUGGUAGCAUUAAUGGAAUCAGGGAUGCGUCAAUGUGAUGUUGCACGGCAACUAAACUUGAGCCGUUUUGCCGUUCGACGAGUUUUCCAACGUUAUCAAGAGACUGGUGGCUUUAUCCGGAGGCAUGGAUCAGGCCGACAUCGCUGCACAACGGACAGAGAUGAUCGUUUUAUUGUCUCGACGUCUUUGCGCAAUCGAUUUUCCAAUGCUGUAGAGCUUCAACAGCAACUCCGCGCAGCUCGCAGUACAACAGUAAGCACCUCUACAGUUAGGAGAAGGUUAGGAGAACAAAAAAUUGUGGCCCGCAGACCUGCUACCGGUCCGAAACUGACUGCACAGCACCGCAAAGAACGGUUACAUUUUGCCCGUGAACAUUUUAAUUGGACGCUUGACCAAUGGAANUAUGGAGGUGGAUCAUGCAUGUUCUGGGACGGCAUUUCCAUCGAUAGCAAGACCGAGCUUGUGUGCGUUUCCCGAACUAGUGGCGCUCGAGGACAAGGAUCGCUAACUUCUGAUCGAUACAUUACAGAGAUCUUAGAAGAGCAUGUGGUACCAUAUGCGGGUUUUGUUGGAGAUGGGUUUAUACUAAUGCACGACAAUGCUCGUUCCCACACCGCAUUAAUUGUAAAAAAUUAUACGGAAGAGGUUGGGAUCCCUGUUAUGAACUGGCCAGCGAGAAGUCCAGACCUAAACCCAAUUGAGCACCUCUGGGACGAAUUUAAACGAAGAGUGCGGUCACAUGAUCCUGCCCCAACAACCCUCCAAGAUCUUCAAUAUGCUGUUGUUGCGGAAUGGGUGAACAUUCCUCAAGAACGCAUCGUACGACUCAUAACUUCUAUGAAAGAUCGUAUGGAAGCAGUAAUUAAGGCAAGAGGAAGUAGCACUAGAUUUUAA
Cinara cedri is the source of this 1178-nucleotide messenger RNA. Lineage: Eukaryota; Metazoa; Arthropoda; Insecta; Hemiptera; Aphididae. The record is from the annotation of a GenBank genome assembly.